This is a messenger RNA of Amyelois transitella, 5762 nucleotides long. It is a transcript of the gene Cdep, whose product is annotated as FERM, ARHGEF and pleckstrin domain-containing protein 1-like. The coding region runs from base 412 to 3849 and encodes 1145 amino acids. NCBI's taxonomy places the organism in Eukaryota, Metazoa, Arthropoda, Insecta, Lepidoptera, Pyralidae. Gene Ontology annotation, cellular component: cytoskeleton. Gene Ontology annotation, molecular function: cytoskeletal protein binding; guanyl-nucleotide exchange factor activity. The transcript has 29 exons. The record is from RefSeq and is a predicted model, not a curated record.
UCUCUCGGGGUGGCCGGGCACACCUCCGUUGACCUAUUUUCUGGUUAUUGCAUUGAAGCUAACUAUUUAUGUCUAAGGGUGUAAAGUAGGGCGCCGCCGGUUUUGCAUCCAGUGUGCAAUAAGUUGAUUUUGCGACAGUGGUGCUUAAUUGCUGAAAUAACUAGUGGUGGAAAUUUGUCGUUUGUAAUUAGUGGUGCUGUAAUUUAGUAUUGAGGUUGUAUUCACUACUGUUUAAAUAAAACUGCAACAAGCAGGGCUUCAUUUCAUUGAUAAACUGAUAAGACUGAGGUACAAACCUCGAACAGACAGCCAAAUCAACCUAUCUCAAUGUACAGCACGUACAGCAGAAACAGCGACAUGGACCCCUGGGAUGGGCAGUUUGAGUGUACAACGGAUCAAUGAUAUUGCAAAAUGAUGGACUCCGACUUGCCACCGGGUAGCUCAAAUUCCACCGGGCAUCUGUCCACCAUCGGAUACCACACCCUGCCUGGCCGCAUGCAUCACUCGGCCAGCACCCCUGCGGGCGUGGACGGGGCAGGUGGCGGCUCCCGGACUCCCCCGGCCACGCCCAAGAAGGGCGGCAAGAUGCUAGCAGUCAGGGUCCAGAUGUUGGAUGACUCCAUCUCCAUGUUUCAGAUACAGGCUAAGGCUUUCGGCCGGGUGUUGUUUGAUCAAGUGUGCCGGCAGCUCCAUCUAUUGGAAGCUGAUUACUUCGGGCUGGAAUACCAGGACGCCCACGGUGUAAGGCACUGGCUGGACGUGGAGAAGCCGGUAUGCCGUCAACUAGGGCUGUCGAUGUUGGAGCCGACCCUUCGUUUCUGCGUCAAGUUCUACACCCCCGACCCGGCGAGGCUCGAGGAAGAGUUCACCCGGUACCUGUUCUGCUUGCAAGUGAAGCGCGACCUCGCCCAGGGCCACAUACAGUGCAAUGAGAACACCGCCGCCCUUAUUGCCAGCUAUAUCGUCCAGUCGGAGUGCGGCGAUUUCGUCCCUGAAGAUUACCCCGACCACACGUACCUCAGCUCUUACAAGUUCUUCCCCAGGCAGGACUCGGAGUCCGAGAGGAGGAUCAUGGAGAACCAUAAGAAACAUAUAGGUCAAAGUCCCGCCGAAGCGGACUUGAAUCUGUUGGAAACGGCAAGGAGAUGCGAAUUGUAUGGAAUCAAGAUGCACCCGGCCAAAGACCACGAAGGCGUAUCCCUGAACUUGGCAGUGGCGCACAUGGGCAUCGUGGUGUUCCAGGAGUUCAUCAAGAUCAACACGUUCAGCUGGGCGAAGAUCAGGAAGAUCUCAUUCAAGAGAAAGAAGUUCCUUAUCAAGCUUCAUCCGGAGGGUUGUAACUACUACCGCGACAUAGUGGAAUUCUUCUUUGAGACACGCAACGAAUGCAAGAACUUCUGGAAGAAGUGCGUGGAAAACCACGGCUUCUUCAGGUGUUCGGCCGCGCCUCGACCGCGACGACACAAGACCAGGGUCAUGUCCAGAGGAUCCUCAUUCAGGUACAGUGGCAGAACGCAGAAGCAGAUAGUCGAAUUCGUGCGAGACAACUACGUGAAACGGCAAGCAUUCCAAAGGUCGAUGUCGUUCCGCGCGUCGCGCUCGGCGGGCGGGUCGCGCGGCAACGUGUCCGCGCACGCCGCCGCGCCGCUCAACGCCAGUCUGUCCGCGCACCCGCUGCUGCCGCUGCCGCCCGGCUCCGAUGCGAUUUCCCUGGAGUGGGACAAGCAGCCUCACUACCUGGAGGCUUCUCUGAUGAUGAAGGGCUACACGGCGGAGGAGGCGCGCUCGGCGGCGCUGCGGCAGGCGCGGCGCGCGGCGGAGGGCGCGCCUCGCCCGCCGCUCGCAGCUACCGCCUUUGCCACCACGAGGGACAAGCUGUCAAAACUGUACUGCAGCGAAAUCGGAGCGCCCGAGCUUGUGACCCAUGCCGAGGUCAAUCAUCAUCCUACACAGGAUUCGCCUCUGCCUCAUCGGACGACGACACAAUUGGUUUCUCCGGAGAGUACAUGGAGCCAGCAGAGCUCGGCGGGUCGUGGUCGCGCGCGCGCGCCCACUCCGCCGCCGCGGGCGCCGCCAGACGAGACAUCGCCGGAAGAAGAGGAUAACACGGUUUCGUCGGCGAGUCUGUGCAUGUCGCCGAGUGCGAGCGAGAGGACGGCGGACCAGAGCGAGAUAGACGGCGUUCUGCCGGUGUGCGCGUCAACGCCGAUCGUACGACAGACACGACCUCUGGCGAACGGGCACGAUGCGGAUAGUGAUACGCUCAACGGAAACGUCAACGUAAACAUCGUGUCGGAAUCUCUAAACAGCAUGGAUAUUCUUAGUGGGGGCGAGAGCGAUGCUGGAGAUACGCUGAAGAGAAAUAAUAAUAACAGUAUAUCCAGUACACUCACGAACACUAUGAAGAACGGCGCUGGGGAUAAGAAGCGCGGUGACGUCACAUACUUCGUGGCCAAGGAGCUGCUGAUGACGGAGCGCACGUACAAACGGGACCUGGAACUUAUUACUGUCACGUUCUCCCGCGGCGUGUCUUCUCUAGCUGGCAGCGUGCCGCCGUCUGAGUCCAGUGAAGUGUCAGCACUGGCGCGGGCCGCGUUGUCACUGGAGCCGCUCGCGCUGCCCGCCGGCGCGCUGCUGGCGCGGCUGGAGCGGGCGCUGGCGGCCAACAGAGACAAUGAUGAAGAACCAGAGUACAAAAAGAUAGCUGAAUUAUUAUACGACUAUUUAUCAAACACGUUUGAUGCGUACUCGACGUACGUGUGGCAGGCGGGCGCGCUGGCGGCGCUGCUGGAGAGCGUGCGGCGCGGCGGCGCGGCGGGCGGCGCGCUGUGCGCGCGCUGCGAGCGCGGCGCCGCGCUGCCGCUCGCCUGCCUGCUGCUGCGCCCGCUGCACCGGCUGCUGCAUCUCGCGCGGCUGGCGGCAGAGCUAUACAAGGCGUGCGGCAGCGAGGCGGCGGCGGCAGCGCUGGAGAUAUCGCGCCGCGCGGCGCAGCUGGCGCUGGAGCAGCUGCCGCACGCCGAGAACCACGCCGCGCUGUGCCAGCUGCAGCGGGACAUCCGGGGUUACGACAAACUGCUAGUAGCAGGGAGGGAGUUCAUAAGACUGGGCUGUGUGUACAAACAUUCCACGAGGGGACUGCAACAGAGGAUGCUGUUUUUGUUCAGCGACGUGCUGGUGCUGGCGUCGAAGCCGGGCGGCGCGAGCCAGUUCCGGGCGCACGCCGCGCUGGCGCUGCGCCGCCUCACCCUGAGGCAGCAUGACCUCCCUAACUCUUUCGAACUCUACGGUGAAGAUGUUCAACUCCUGUUCAGCACUAGCACAGAGCAAGAGUACGCUGGCUGGAGUGCAGACCUUCAGGCGGCGAUACAACACGCGAGAGAGAACCCCGUGCACGUGGACACGGAGCUGACGCACGAUGUCGACGCUUCUCCACCCGCGGAGUCGCCCGAGGCGCUGAGCGGCGCCGCGUGCUCGCUGCCGCACGUGUGCUGGCACCGCGCCGCCUCGCUGCCCAGGGAGUCCCUGCAGCUGGCGCUCCGGACGCAGCUGUCCGGCUACUUGCUCCGCAAGUUCAAGAAGUCCCCGGGCUGGCAGAAGCUGUGGGUGGUGUUCGCCGCCUUCACGCUGUUCUUCUACAAGAGCUGGCAGGACGACACGCCGCUCGCUUCUCUGCCGCUGCUCGGUUACGGCGUGGGCCCCCCGGACUCGUCCGACGGCAUCGACAAGGAUUUCGUAUUCAAGCUGCAGUUCAAGAACCACGUCUAUUACUUCCGAGCCGACAGUCACUUUACAUAUCACAGGUGGACGGAAGUGCUACAGACUGCGAUGGUACGCAAUAAUCACAAUUAAGUUGUAGUUAAAUUGGACGAAUGUCCGCGACCCGAAUAAUAUAAUAUUUAAAAAAAACACGAAUACAAAUUGGUGCCAUAGCUAUGUUGGUGUACAAAAUGAUAUUUUCGUACGAGUUUAUUAUUGAGCAAUAAAAAUCUUGCCUUUAUUUAUUUAGUGAGCUACCGGUACCAUCGCUUUUGUUUAUUCGUAAUCUUCAUAUUAUAGGAAGGAGUAGAUUAUAAUCUACUUUAUAAAGACAUACCGAAACAUUAUGCGUAAGGUUAAAAAAAAAUAGUACCUAUUUAUAUCUUCUAAGUGAAAAGUCCAAUCAUAAACUGCCAUAUGAUGAAUAAAAAAUCAGUCAGCCAUGUUGGUUUUGAGUGAGAAACAUGAGUCAUACCGUGUUUGAUCGCAGUAUUGCACGUAUGAUCGCCGUUUGAGUAAACGUUUUUAUCAUAAAAUGGUAUCAGAGUCACUUUUACUAUAUUUAUUUAUUUUUCUAAAUACCUAUUUGCAAUAAUGUGUGUUAUUUAAAUGUUAUAAUAUUUUACAAAUAUGACGGAUUCAUUAUUACAAUUCGAUAGUCAUGUUUUAUGAACAGAAUUCAAUGUUUUAUUUAAAAUAAAUUAGUUUUAUACAAAUUAUGUGACAUGAAGACAUUAUGUAGGGUGUUAUUUUACUGAGUGUGUAAUGAGAGAAAUGAAAUGAAAAAUUUGUUUUAUGAUGAUAACGAUAAUCAAAAAAAAAAUCGAUACAAAAAAAUUAUUGUGCAUAUUUUUGUAAAAUUUCGGCAUUGAACUACCAAAUCUUUUCACUUAUUUGGUUCGAAUCGCCAUUAUUAUUUAAUAUUUUACAAGUAUGAAUGAUUUUAACAUGUGAGGUGAGUAACGAUCACUCUAUGGUAUUAUUGUAUAGUUCAAAGUUCAUUUAUUAUGAAUUGUGAUAUACACUAGAGCCCUGCCGAUAGCUAGAAUAACUUUGCCGGUUAACAAUUAAUGAAAUUGUCAGAGGAGAAACCAAUUCACUAAACUCUUUAUAUAGUGACUUAUCUCUCCGUACAUACUUAUAUUCUCUUUACAUACUUAUAUUUUUCUUCAGAAAAUCUACAUACAUAUCACGUCUUUAUUCUUUAUUUUUUUAAAGACUCAAUAAUCUAAGCGCUUCUAAUGUACCGGAAAGGACAAGGCACGUAUGUUAGUUCAAAGUAUAAAUUAAAAGUAAAAUUCGAAGUUUUUCUGACUACUGGCUGGGGUGUAGGACCGCAUUGCGCUAGAACAGUAAGUUAAUGUAUUUCCAAACGUGAUGUCACACAUAGCUUGUAAGGGUUGAAUUGUUUAAUUUCCUUUUAAAGGAAGUGCGUUGAAUGAGUGCAUCUGAGCGUAUGAAAAUAGUUUUUUAAUGGACUAAAAUUGGGUUGAGGUUAUUCAAAAAAUAAAUUGCGAGUAUCUUUAAGAAGCCUUUUUGUGGUUCUUACCAAUCCAUAAUAUUUGUGGUACACUCAUGUAAAUCUUUUAAAAGCAUCAUUUAUUUUCAUACCGACAUCAAUGUGUAUUUAAAGUUCCAAAGAUUUUGUGCAUUCUCAUCAUUUGGCAACGUAUAAUGAAGUAAUUCAUUUAUUCUAUAUAUUAACAUACUAUAUAUUAACAUACUUCAAUAAAUCAUUAUUAUAAUUUAUUAAAGUAUCCAAGGCACUCAAAUUCCAUAACACGGGGGUUGCCCCGUGAGCUUUUGGGGAUAAUAUACCAUUUAAAAGAGGUGUUAUAAUAUAAUAAAGAAAUUUAUCAAAAAUCUCAAUAUUAGUAAAAAUGUGUGUCCGCCGUAAGAAAGUUAUGGUGUAUUGUGAGUAAAAUGUGAGUUAUUUCCAAAGCUAAUAAAUAUUUAAACAUAGUAUUCCGAAUUUUGAAUCAUGGAGUUAGUUGAGUAGAGUGAGU